Molecule: messenger RNA, 528 nt
Organism: Penicillium cinerascens
Lineage: Eukaryota; Fungi; Ascomycota; Eurotiomycetes; Eurotiales; Aspergillaceae
Product: MARVEL domain-containing protein
Exons: 2
Coding region: 1-528 (175 amino acids)
Cellular component (GO): membrane
Source: RefSeq, a predicted model, not a curated record
AUGGCCACGACCAUGGCGGCAAAUAGACCGGUUCACUUUGCCCUGCGAGCACUGCAGCUCAUUUUUGCCAUAAUAGUCAUAGGAACAGACGGCUACGCUAUCCAUGUGUUUCGCGGCCACGAGGUCUACGAACAAUUCGUGUACGGCAACUUCUACGAUUACUACGGCGUCCCUGAUGCGUGGGGCUUCUUAAUGUUCUGUGCUGGGUGGACAUUUCUGGGCGUCAUCUUCCUCCUCAUUGCUGGAAACAGGUUCGCGGAUCAUAGAUUGAUUGGCUACAUUCGUGUCGCCGUCGAGGCUGUGGCUCUUCUCUCAUGGACUGCUGGUUUCAUUGCCUCGGCGAUCAACAUAGGGACCAAUGCAUGUCCGGCACAAGAGAACCACUGUCGGGCGAUCACGGCGGCGACAGUCUUUGGGGCGCUGGAAAUGCUGCUAUUCGUUAUUACCACAACCCUGACCUUCAAGCUCGUCUUCAACGGCACUCGUGGGCGAAAGACUUCCAAGACCAGUUCCGAUAUACCUAUUUGA